AUGAUUGUUGGAGAACAAAUGGUACGACAAUGUAAAUGUGAUGAAGUAGCACCAUGUAUUAAAGCUGCUGAAGAAGCAUUUGUACCAUGUGCUGAUAAUUGUCAGAAAUUUAUCACUACCAUUGGUGGCAAUUAUCAACAAAUUCGUAAUUGUUUCAUGAAAAAAAAACCAAUUAUUGAUAAAGCCAUGAAAUGCUCCCGAGAUUCCUUCCCUGAUGCAUGCACACGAGGAACACCAAAAAUGAUACCACGACGAUAUGCAAAAGGUAUUGAAAUUGCUGCAGUAAAUGCGAUCAACAAAGAACUACAAAAAAUGGGAAUAUCAGAUCAGCUUACUACAGUAUUUGCUCAAGGUCGACGGUUUUUCAAAUGCUCCCAAUCAUGCAUGAAAAAGAAACUUGGAAAAUGUGCUACUGGUUGUGGUCUUAAUUUACCAUCUGAUAAUGUUGUGAUUCAAACAGUGAAGACUUGUGGAGUUCGUAGUGGCAUCCAAACUUCAGCUGUACAAGAGCUCUGUUUUUGCAUCGAGAAAGCCGGUAUCCGCCAACUUGCUGGUAUAUGUCCUCGUAUACGGAUUUUUGAAACGAAGCAUUGA
Molecule: messenger RNA, 594 nt
Organism: Loa loa (African eye worm)
Lineage: Eukaryota; Metazoa; Nematoda; Chromadorea; Rhabditida; Onchocercidae
Exons: 6
Coding region: 1-594 (197 amino acids)
Source: RefSeq, a predicted model, not a curated record